GAAAGCUGCUGCAUCAAGAUGAUAUUCGACCGUAUAGAAUGCAAGAAAGGAUAUAAGCUUCCAUCUUUCCCAGAAGAAAAACCUCAAGUAUCAGAAAACAAUAUAUUAAAAGAAAGAUCUACUGAACAAACAAAAUACGAUCAUCGAAAUGAAUCAACAAAAUCAGAACAACUUGUACGGACAAAAUCUACCAGGUAGAAAGCAUCCCACCAUCUGGGAACAGAAUUAUGUCAUCGUCUUUAACUUGACAAGUAAGACCAUAUACAAGACGAACCGCUCAGAUAUUGAUACAUCAAUCCACUUCCGCAUUGCUCUUCCCCGUCUUCUCCCAUUUGAAGAAGAUACCAUCAAUCUGGGUAGGUUGCGCGCCUCCAGCGGCCAAGAUGCAGAACUUGUCGCUAAAGUCAGUGUUAACUCUCUCGGAUUAAGAGAACAAAGACUGAGAGGAGAUAUCAUGGAAUGCUGGGUUUUGGAUACCGCGGAGGGAAAUAGGCAGGGCACAUUGGUGGGAUGGAAGUUUAGGGACGCUUUUGAUUACUUUGAGAAGAAGUGAGUGAGAGUGGUAGAGGUGUGGGUGUAGUGGACUUUAGAUGUUCUGGUUUUUAGAGAGCGAUGGCGCCGAUGCUGUCGGUAGCGCUGGUGAGAAUAACCACCAGUGAGUGCGGGAUACAUGAGACAGGCUCCAUAAAGCACAAUUUUAUAACAAGAAUGAAGACCUUGAUCA
This is a messenger RNA of Botrytis cinerea B05.10, 724 nucleotides long. RefSeq lists its product as hypothetical. The record is from RefSeq and is a predicted model, not a curated record. The transcript has 2 exons. The coding region runs from base 149 to 553 and encodes 134 amino acids. Lineage: Eukaryota; Fungi; Ascomycota; Leotiomycetes; Helotiales; Sclerotiniaceae.